AUGGGGGCUCCAGCUCUGGUAAAACACCAAAACUGGGGAAGAACUACUUCUCAGAAAGAGGCCACAGCUUUCUCGGCAGUCACUGAAGCAGUAACAAUAACAGGUACCAGCGGAGGCAUCUCCACCCCCACUUCUGCAUCUGGAAUCUCCAUCACAAGCACCACUGGUGUGGUCAGAAGCACAACCAUUGUCCCUGGAAGUUCCAGCACAGAAACUACAGCUUUUACAACAGUCAGUAGUUCCACUGCUCCACAAAAGGAGACAGGUCCCACUGAGGUCAGCACUGGCACAACAGUUGUCCCUGCAGGUGUGAGCACAGCAGCCACAACUUCCUCUGGAGUCAGUGGGACCAGUGGAGCUGGAAGCCCUGCAGGAACCACCACUAAAGCGGCAGAGAGACCAACAGGCACGACUAGAGCAUACCCAACUCCAACAGCUGCACAUACGAGCUCCAGCUCUGAAGCCAGAACUUUCUCUGCAAUCACGGAAGCAGUAACAGUAACAGGGGCCAAGACUACUGCUCCAGGAAGCCAAGUCUCUGACAGGCAAACAGGUACCAGUGGCAGCAUCUCCAGCAUCACUUCUGAAUCUGGAAGGUCCAUUCCAAGCACUACUGGUGUGGCCAGAAGCACAACCUUUGCCCCUGGAAGUUCCAGCACAGAAACUACAGCUUUUACACCAAUCAAGAGUACCACUGCAGCAAAGAGGGAAGCAGGUCCCACUGAGGUCAGCACUGGCACAACAGUUGUCCCUGCAGGUGUGAGCACAGCAGCCACAACUUCCUCUGGAGUCAGUGGGACCAGUGGAGCUGGAAGCCCUGCAGGUACCAGUAGGGGCAUCUCCAGAAUCACGUCUACACCCGGAAUCUCCAUUACAGGCACCACUGGUAUGGCCAAAAGUACAACUGCUGCCCCUGGAAUUUCCAGCACAGAAGCCACAACUUCCACAAGCACCAGAACAACUGUAGCAAGAAAGGAAACAGGAGCAACCCCUGGAGCAUCAGUAAACCAAGAAACCAGAAGCACAAGAGGUACCACCAGGAUGGCUUCCGGCAGUACACUUGAACCUGGGAGUUCAAACACAGGUACAGCUGGCAUUGUUCUUGGGAGCAGCAGCAUUCCUGGAAGGCUCCACACAGGAGCCACCACUGGCACUGCUGGGAGGCCAAGCUCUGGAAGAGAAACAGGCACCACUGGUUCCAUCUCUGGCACAACGAUGAAACCUGAGAGGUCCAGCGCAGCUACCAGGAUUACUAGUGGUACAACCAUUGCUCCUGGGCACUCCAGUGUAGAAACCACAACUUCUACAGCAAUCAGGGUGACCACUACCAUGAGAACAACAACUGGUGCGUCCACUUCAGGACUAAGCAAGAACCCCACUGGAAGCAGAGUGCAAACAGAUACUACUCUUAUCUCAACCGAAGUUACGAGUCACCAAGAAGUUUCUAAACUAGGUUCCCCUGGGACAAGCCCUGGGACUACAGCCUCACCCACGAGUAUCCAAACAGAGGCCACAAGUAUUAAAGAAGUUGUGGGAAGCACAAGAGCAGUCAUUUCAUCAGGUACCCCUGGGACAUCCUCUGGCCCAACAAUUAUUUCUACAAGUUCUAACAUAGGUACCUCUAAGGAAGCACAUGAAACAACCAGAGCAACCAAAAGUACCAGCACAGGCUCUACUUCUGCUAGGGUAGAAGAAACCUCAGGAAGUCGAGCACAAACAGAAUCCACUGUAGUAUCAACAAGGAAUGUGGAAGCUGAAAAUGUAACAGGGUGUCCAGCCACUGCUCCACCAGCCCCAGUUUGUCAUGGACCACUGGGAGAAGAAAAAUCGCCUGGAGACACCUGGACUGCUAAUUGUCACCAAUGCACCUGCACGGAUGCACAGGCCUUAGACUGCAAACCAAAAGAGUGUCCUUCCCCACCCACCUGCAGGACCGGAGAGAAGCUCAUCCUGCUUAAAUCAAAUGAUUCCUGCUGUGAACUUGGACACUGCGAACCAAGGACAUGUUUAUUUAACAAUACUGACUAUGAGAUCGGUGCUUCAUUUGCUGAUCUCAGCAAUCCAUGUGUCUCCUACUUGUGCAGCCACAGGGGCAUAGAGGCAGUAGUCCAAGACUGCCCCAAGCAGAGCUGGUGUGCAGAGGAAAAUAGAAUCUAUGAUUCCAACAAAUGUUGCUAUAAAUGUAAGAAUGACUGCAGACCUACUCCUGUGAAUGUGACUAUCAAGUACAAUGGCUGCAAGAAGAAGAUUGAAAUGGCAAGAUGCAUAGGGGAAUGCAAAAAGACUGUCAAGUAUAAUUAUGAACAGUUUCAACUGGAAAAUUCCUGCCUUUGCUGCCGAGAAGAGAACUACGAGUUCAGAGAUGCUGUACUGGACUGUGCCAAUGACACGACACUACCUUACAGAUACCGGCACAUCACAAGCUGCUCCUGUUUGGACCUGUGUGCAGAGUCCCAGUCCUCCAGCUCCAGCUACUCCUCUGGCUCCUCUAGAUCCAGUGGGUCUGCCAGCUAAUUCCAAUACUGCCUUUCCAGUUGUAUUUAUUUCAU
This is a messenger RNA of Dipodomys ordii (Ord's kangaroo rat), 2549 nucleotides long. Its product is annotated as submaxillary mucin-like protein. Gene Ontology annotation, molecular function: protein binding. The transcript is spliced from 42 exons. Bases 1 to 2514 code for a protein of 837 amino acids. NCBI's taxonomy places the organism in Eukaryota, Metazoa, Chordata, Mammalia, Rodentia, Heteromyidae. The record is from RefSeq and is a predicted model, not a curated record.